ACGCGCAUGCCCACUGCAGGUCUGAGUGCCGCCGCAGCCGUGUUGCAGCUGGGUUGAAGCCGGGACUGAGCGAGCGAGGGGGGUAGCCCUCGUAGCGCGCGGGAGGAGGGGGCAGAAGGGGCGUUGGCAUGAGUUGACCUCCGGCCGCUCCCGCCAUGGCCCCCCGGCGGCCCCCGGAGCUCUACCGGGCCCCGUUCCCGCUCUACGCUCUGCGCGUGCACCGCGAGGCUGGCCUGGCGCUCAUCGCGGGCGGCGGCGGCGCGGCCAAGACGGGUAUCAAGAACGGCCUGCAUUUCUUGCAGCUGGACUGGAGAGGAGGGGAGCUGUCUGCCUCGCUGCUGCAUGCCCAUGACACUGAGACACGGGCCACCAUGACCAUGGCCCUGGCCGGGAACCUCAUUGCUGCCGGGCAGGAUGCAGCCUGCCACAUCCUCAGUUUCCGCCUGCAGAAAGCAGCGGCCGGGGGCGAUAGCUUUCCCGACAAAGCAGGUGGGGCUGACAAGGGCCCCCGGAGGCGCAAGGCUCCCGCCCCCGGUGGGGCAGGCGGUAACGGGGGCAGCACCCUCAGUGAGACGAGGGAGGUGGCGGUGGAGACCCUGCACUGCGUCCAGACGGACACUAGCCCAGAUGCCCUGCAGAAGGCCGUGUGCUUCAGUGAUGACCACACCCUCCUGGCCACUGGUGGGGUCGACGGCUUCUUGCGGGUCUGGGAGUUUCCCAGCAUGAAGAAAGCCCUCGAGUUUCAGGCCCACAAUGGGGAAAUUGAGGACAUAGCACUGAGUCCAGACAACAAGGUGGUGACUGUGGGAAGGGACUUCCAGUGCUGUGUGUGGCAGCGUGACCAGAUGGUGACAGGGCUGUGCUGGAAUGAGAACCUUCCGGGCAUCCCAGACAAGGCCUACCGCUACCGGGCCUGCAGGUUUGGGGCGGUGGAAGACCAAGCCAAGGCACUGCGACUGUACACGGUGCAGAUCCCCUACAAGCGAGAGCGCCGGCCACCCCCCUGCUACAUCACCAAGUGGGACGGACACAGCUUCCUGCCCUUGCUCACCCGGCCCUGCGGCAGCGAGGUCAUCUCCUGCCUCUCUGUCAGUGACACGGGCACGUUCCUGGGGCUGGGCACUGUCACAGGCUCUGUGGCCAUCUUUGUCGCCUUUUCUUUGCAGAGGCUGUACUAUGUGCGGGAGGCACACGGCAUUGUGGUCACGGCUGUGGCCUUCCUUCCAGAGAGCCCCGACCUGCUCAGGGACAACGAGGCGGCCCUGCUGAGUGUGGCUGUGGACAGCCGCUGCCGCUUGCACCGGAUCCCCUGCCGGCGGAGUUUCCCUGUGUGGCUGCUCCUGCUUGUGUGUGCUGGGCUGAUUGUGGGCACCGUCCUCCUGCUGCAGCUGGUCUUCCCAGGGUUCCUCUAAGCCUUCCUGGCUGUGCUCCGGGAGAGCCCGGGCCUUUGCUUUGCCCUUCCGGUACGGCGUUCGUCCGCCCCUUCCUCGGCCGACAGACCAUAGAAGGCCCCGGAGUCCAGGGCGAGGGCUACCCUGUUGGAGCCUGUGGGCAGGUGUCCUUGGCUGAGCCGAGUGCCCCAACUGGGCGGGGCGGCUCACACGGAUCAAGUCUUGGGUGCAGACUUUGUCCCGCGGGGGGGCGGGGGAGCUGCUCUCCUCCGUUUUUGACUGUUCUGUUGUUGAAACAUUCCAGCCUGGAGCAUACAAGGCCUGUUCCAGCCCCGGGGGCGGCGGGGGGGGCAAGCCUUUCCGCUACAAUUAAACAGGAUGAUGGAGCAAAAUCUCUCUUCCUGGCCUGCCUUGUCUGUCACCUCCUGGCUGGGGCAGGGCUGGUGGGUGCUGCCCCAGAACAGCUGUUGGCGGCAGACUCAAGAUGGUGACAGUCCUUGCUGGGCUUGGGAAGUUGGAGCUGAGCUGCUACUUUUUUCUCUGUAUGAGACUGGGCAGAUUUGGAUAAAUGCUCAUUUCACGCUAAUCAUGUCUAGGAUCCCCUAAACAUGGUGCCUGAACAUGGGGGCACAAGGCAGAGCGGGGUGGUGGUGGGUGGUGCUUGGGCCUUUUACGUCUCGCAGCAUCGAGCUCCAGAAGGGCUGAUCGUGAGAUGACAUGAUUUAGCAGCUACAGAAUCCUCCAAAAUGCCAGCUGCCCUCCUUCCUCUCACCCACCUCCUGUCAUUCAGUGGCGUCUCUUUUCUGGGUCACUGUAAACUCCCCUCUUGCUCCUGUUAACGGGCUCAGUUACUCUGUGACACGCCAAGCAUGUGAAGAAUCGCCCGGCUGCUUGGCUCAUUCAGCUGCCAAGGGCCUCUCCGGGCACGGCAUGUUUGUUGCCAGCGGACGGGCUUCGGUUGUAGCCAGAUCGGUGUCCUGAAAUGAGCACUGGGCCAGAUCAUGGCUCCGCUUUAUUUUUUAGCAGUGUUGUCAUGUCAGCAACAUUUCUGCCCAGUGGCUUCCGUUCCCUGCUCUUGGUCAGUUGGGGACGCAGGGCUGGAGCAAGGCUUGACCUGGUUCACAGGUAGGGCAGGAGGUUGUUCCCCCUCACCCCUUGAGUCACAACAGGCUGGAGGGAGGUGGGGCUCAGAGCAGCUUCUCUCAUUGUAGAAGAACAAGCCCCACUCCCAGUGCUGCCCUCAGCAUGGCCAUCAUCACCUUGUGGGACGUUGGGAUGCCCCCCUCCCUUUGUGUCAUGCAUGCAGCAGAGGCAAAACCAGUUCACUUUCUGUGCCCCCCCUUUGCCACUGAGAGCCCCAUAUAUGUGACCAGAAGUUUCCUCUGUAGUGGGGAGGGGGGACCGGCCUCUGGUUUGCUCUGUUCAUUUCCCACCCACCUUGCUCUAGACAAGUAAAUUAUGAUUUCACCCUCAUGUUAAUUGCUGAGAAAAAAGGGGCAAAGAUUGGUUUUUCAGAAGGCCAAAAUGGAAGGGAAAGCAGUCUUCUGCAGAGUGUCUAACACCUUCAUGGCUGCAGAAGAGUCCCUGGACAGGCCAAGUCCCAGAGGAGGAUGCCAUCCACACAAGCCUCCACCCGCUGUCCCAACAUGCAGCCCUGGUUAUGUGGCAUUGAGGGUGGCAUUCAACACAGCACUAAGCAGAUUGUUUAUCAAUGCAAGGAUUUCUCCUUGUGCAACGGAGAAAUUCCCCCUCUCCACCCCUAAAUCUGUGCUGGGGGUUCCCAUGACCCUCCAGAGAACAUGGGGGGGGGGGAAGAGUCCAGUUGUGCUACUUGCAUUCAUUCUGCUAGUGCAAGAAUUUAGCCGAGGGUUUUAAGUAAAUGUGCCUGUUUUCAUAGAAGCGUAGAAUAGUAGAGUUGGAAGGGGCCUAUAAGGCCAUCAAGUCCAAUCCCCUGCUCAAUGCAGGAAUCCAAAUCAAAGCAUUCCCGACAGAUGGCUGUCCAGCUGCCUCUUGAAUGCAUCCAGUGUCAGAGAACCCACUACCUCUCUAGGUCAUUGGUUCCAUUGUCAUAUGGCACUAACAGAAAGUUUUUCCUGAUGUCCAGUCGAAAUCUGGCUUCCUGCAACUUGAGCCCAUUAUUUCAUGUCCUGCAUUCUGCAACAAUCGAGAAGAGAUCCCGGCCCUCCUCUAUGUGACAACCUUUCAUGUACUUGAAGAGUGCUAUCAUAUCUCCCUCAGUCUUCUCUUCUCCAGGCUAAACAUGCCCAGUUCUUUCAGUCUCUCCUCAUAGGGCUUUGUUUCCAGUCCCCGGAUCAUCCUCGUUGCCCUCCUCUGAACCUGUUCCAGUUUGUCUGCAUCCUUCUUGAAGUGCGGAGACCAGAACUGGACGCAGCACUCAAGAUGAGGCCUAACCAGUGCUGAAUAGAGGGGAACUAAUACUUCACUCAUUUUGUGAGAGUGUGUGUGAUUUUACAGGGAAAUAGCAGCACUCGAGAUGCCAGCUGUUUUUCUCCUUUAGGAAACCCGCCUUUUACCAACUCCAUACAUCCAGUCUGUGUUGGGGACUCUUGGGGCUACAGGCCAGACCUGGCCCUCUGAGCUGUUUUGGGGAAGCCACACCCAGCAUUGCCAUACACGAUGUCAGGUGUGAGGCACAUCAGGGCAGGGCUCCAGAGGAGCCAGCAGGAGCUUAAAGUGGGCUCCAACUGCCCAUUAGCUGUCAAGGAAAGUGCUUCCCACUCAACAAAAACCAGCUCUUCCUCCCAGUGCAGCUCCUUUUUGCUUCCACCUUAAAAGGUGGAAAAGAACCGUGUGGGGAUGCUUGCAAGCCCUUUUAACCUCACCUGUCAAUCAUAUACUGUCAAAAUGAUAUCAGAGAAUCGUAGAGUUAGAAGGGGCCUAUAAGGCCAUCAAGUCCAACCCCCUGCUCAAUGCAGGAAUCCAAAUCAAAGCAUUCCUGACAGAUGGCUGUCCAGCUGCCUCUUGAAUGCAUUCUGGGUUGGAGAGCCCACUACCUCUCUAGGUCAUUGGUUCCAUUGUCGUAUGGCUCUAACAGUUAGGACAUUUUUCCUGAUGUCCAGUUGAAAUCUGACUUCCUGCAACUUGGGCCCAUUAUUCUGUGUCCUGUACUCUGGGAUGAUUGAGGAGAGAUUCUGGCCCUCCUUUGGUGACCACCUUUCAAGCACUUGAAUAGUGCUAUCAUAUCUCCCCUCAGUCUUCCCUUCUCAAGACUAAACAUGCCCAGUUCUUACAGGGUUUUCUUUCUGGUCCUCUGAUCAUCCUCACUGCCCUCCUCUGAGCCCAUUCCAGUUUGUCUGCAUCUUUUUUAAAGUGUGUCCCAAACAGAGCUAGGUAUCCCCCAUCUUAUAACUGUGCAUUUGGUCUCUUUUUUCCUAAAUGUAGAACUUUGCAGAUAUGCCUGUUAAAUUUCAUUCUGUUGUUUUCAGCCCAAUGCUCCAGCCUAUCGAGAUCACUUUGAAUUUUGUUACUCUCUUCCAGGGAAUUAGCUAUCCCUCCCAAUUUUGAAUCAUUUGCACAUUUGAUAAGCAUUCCCUGCACCUCCUCAUCCAAGUCAUUAAUAAAAAUGUUGAAAAGCA
This is a messenger RNA of Rhineura floridana, 4987 nucleotides long. RefSeq names its product prolactin regulatory element binding (gene PREB). Gene Ontology annotation, biological process: protein secretion. The record is from RefSeq and is a predicted model, not a curated record. Gene Ontology annotation, molecular function: GTPase activator activity; guanyl-nucleotide exchange factor activity; protein binding. The coding region runs from base 156 to 1412 and encodes 418 amino acids. The transcript has 9 exons. NCBI's taxonomy places the organism in Eukaryota, Metazoa, Chordata, Lepidosauria, Squamata, Rhineuridae. Gene Ontology annotation, cellular component: endoplasmic reticulum membrane.